This is a messenger RNA of Caretta caretta (loggerhead turtle), 3055 nucleotides long. It is a transcript of the gene PHACTR4, whose product is annotated as phosphatase and actin regulator 4. Gene Ontology annotation, biological process: neural crest cell migration; actin cytoskeleton organization. The record is from RefSeq and is a predicted model, not a curated record. Gene Ontology annotation, molecular function: actin binding. Lineage: Eukaryota; Metazoa; Chordata; Testudines; Cheloniidae.
UUUAUGAGAAUCACAAGUGCCGGGGCCUGGGAUACAGGAAGAACAGGAGCUGCGGUGGCUUGGCUGACACCCGGGCCAUUUCCUGAGUUCUGGCAGUCUCCCGGUCGCAAGGCCCUGGAUUUUCCCCCACCCUCCAGUGUGGAUUUCUCCCUUUCAAAAAAGGCUAACAGACUCUCCCAGGGUAGUGGUGUGUGGUCCCCCCGACCCCUGUGCCGCCUUCAGAGAGCUGCUUUGAAAAGAAUCUAAGCAUGGGGCAGACACUGUUCUCGAGACCAGUACAUCCAGCUGCUUUCGCUGAGGAAGUGGAUCAUCCGCCAUCUGACAUGGGGAUGGGGGCUGAUGUUCUGGAAUCUGGAGACACCACGCCCCCCACCAAGAGGAAAAGCAAGUUCUCAGGCUUUGGCAAGAUCUUCAAACCUUGGAAGUGGAGGAAAAAGAAAAGCAGUGACAAAUUCAAGGAGACUUCAGAAGUUUUAGAACGAAAGAUUUCUAUGCGAAAGCCAAGAGAGGAGCUGGUUAAAAGAGGGGUUCUGUUGGAAGACCCUGAGCAGGAUGGAGAGGAACCAGACAAACUCAGCCAUACUGCAUUGAAGAAUGGGCAUACAGUCCCCAUUGGUGGUUCUGGGGUGUCAAACUUGGAGGAAGAAGUUGAGAAGAAGUCAAGUCUUAGAAAGUCUAUUCCAGUUGAGGAACCAAAUAAAAGACUAGGCUCAUCCAGUAGCAAUCCCAGUUCAGAAAUGGAGCCUCCUCAUGAGCCGCAAGCACCCAAACAGCCUUUGCUUCCUCCGAAAAGACCCUUGUCCUCUUCUCAGGAGGCAAGUGAUGUGCAGGUGAGGGAUCCCGCCCCUGCCAGCCGCACCACAAGGACUGCAUCCUCCUCUACUGUUACUGCCGCCACCAGCAUAUCCAAGACGGUCAGUUCCACAGUCGCCCCUUGCCCAGCCCCCAGGACUGUGCCCCCUGCUCUUGCCAGCACUAACACUACUGCUGCCACAAGUACAACCAGCGUGGUGCCCGCCAAACAGCCCCCCAUCCCGCCCCCGAAGCCUGUGAACAGAAAUAGCAACCCUUUAAUAGCUGAACUGUCUCAAGCAGUGAACAGUAGUAUGGGCUUAACAAAGCCUUCCCCGCCCCUACCACCCAAGAGAGGCAUUCCAUCUAACAUGGCACCCUCACUGGAGUCAACUGCUGCCUCGAAACCACCAAGUGAUAGGGUAGUGACAGCUACUCGUCCCGCAUCGAUACCAGUGCAUAUCACCGUGUCUCACCCGCCACCGUCGCCUUCUCCGCCAUUGCCCAGCCACAUACCUCCCGAGCCCCCGCGCACGCCCCUGCCUGCCUCCAGCCCUGUGACGGAACCCCAGUUCUCCCUGGAACUGCCCAAGGAGACCCCUGCACAGGAAGAUCUCAGGUCACUGGAAGUGCCCAAGUGGGCGGCAGAGCAGGGGUUCGGAGAACCUCACUUGCCAAUGCGGCUGCUCCAAAUCCCACUGCACAUCCGGAUCCAGCAGGCGCUGACGAGCCCCCUGCCAGUUACCCCACCUGCAGAGGGGUCGCACAGGGCUCACUCGCUGCUCUUCGAAAGUGACAGCCCCUACGAGGACAACAGCACCCUGGGCCGGGCCAGGUCGCUGCCGGUCACCAUCGAGAUGCUGAAAGUUCCAGAUGAUGAUGAAGAGGAGGAGGAAGCAGACCAGGAGGGCGAACAGAGUUCAGGUCCUCACGUUUACAUUGGAGAUGCACCAUCUGUCACAAUCAUUCCUAGGCUAAUGCCACAGCCCCUGCAGGAGGAAGAGGAGGGGACGAGUGAUUCGGACUCGGAGGGACCCAUCCUGUAUAAGGAUGAGGAAGAUGAAGAGGAUGAUGAAAGCCAUAACAGCGCUCUAGCUAACAAGGUGAAGAGGAAAGAUACAUUGGCCAUGAAACUGGGCAACAUGGCCACGCAGCAGGAGCUGGAGGAAAAGAAUGCUUUCCCUCGGAAGAGCAAGGAGGAGUGGAAUGAAAUUCGGCAACAGAUUGGGACAGCAUUGAUCAGGCGACUAAGUCAGAGACCAACAGCAGAAGAGCUGGAGCAAAGGAACAUACUUCAACAAAAAAAUGAGGCCGACCGGCAGGCUGAGAAGCGGGAGAUUAAACGCCGCCUCACCAGAAAGCUUAGUCAAAGGCCUACAGUGGCUGAACUGCAAGCUAGGAAGAUCCUGAGGUUUCAUGAAUAUGUGGAAGUGACAGAUGCUCAGGACUAUGACCGGAGAGCAGAUAAGCCGUGGACAAAACUCACACCCGCUGACAAGGCUGCCAUCCGAAAGGAACUGAAUGAGUUUAAAAGCUCUGAAAUGCAAGUCCAUGAAGACAGCAAACACUUCACACGGUUCCACCGGCCAUGAUCCUCCAGAAGAGGGAAUGAGAGAGACCAGAGGAGAGAGGAUUGAAAGCGCGUGCUAUUUCCAUCUACUGGGCAAUAUAGUGGAGGAGAACCUUGGGGCUCAUCUAAGCUUUGCCUUGAAAACAUACCCAGAAAAGGGCUCUGAGCUGGGGCACAGGGGGAUCCUAUCUGAAUGUAGCAUUUCACUGGAACAAAUGCAUCUUGAGUGCCAUCAGGCUGGAACUGAACACUAUACCUCGCAUGAUACAGCAAUACUCCCCAGGGCAUCCAGGCAUCUCGGCUCACCUUCCUGAGGACCACACCGGCAUUGGAACUGAGCUCUUCCACUCCUCCCCUAGCUCCCUUUAUUGCUCCCGAUGAGCCCUGUUCUCCACUGUAAAUAGUCCUUACAAACUGGUUGGAACUUUUUGUUUUUCCCUUUUUGGGAAGGGGGAAAAAAUAAUCUAAGCUCUGAUGUUCCAGAGAGCUGGGAAGCAUGUGUGUAUAUUUGCUGUGUACAAAGGAAACCUUUUUAAAAAAUGCUGACCUGGCAGGAAACUGACAUGUGACUAUUUUUGGUUUGGCUUGCUUCUUUUUAAUGUACUUAAUAUUCUGAAUCACUACUGACCAAUGAUAUGUUGCCCUGGAAGGGAAAUUGUAUAGAUCUUAACAAUAUAUGCUGCAUCUUGUAAA